CUGCGGAAAAAGGAAAGUAUGGAUCAGACAGCGGCGGAGUUUCGGUGGGAAGGUCCGGGGUUCAGAACAGCGGGGACAUUUCAGGGUAAAAAACACUUUAAGAAUAUGUAUUUCGCUGUUUGGUAAGCGGAUAUUCUUUUUUGCAUUCUUCCGUUUGCUCAGUUGUGUGUUUACAUAAAGUUUGCCAACUUGUGUCGGCGUGUUUCUGAUUGAUUAGUCUGGAGAGAUUAGCAGAACAUUCAUGGCUUUGAUAGCGACUGACCAGGGCUGCAAGCUGAACGGGACCGCGGCGGUUUACGGCAGAGUUGGACCGAGAAAAGACAUGUUUCAGGGCAUGACAGGGGACUUUAAAACGGCCAAAGUGCAGCCGAAAGAGACGGAGUAUUCAACAGAUGGCCUGCCCAAAGCAUUCCUGCACAGCCUGAGGACCCUGUUUGACAUUUUGGACGACGGGGGUCGGGGUUAUGUCCACAUCUCUGAGAUCGAGAGCCGCUGGCAGGGCGCAGACACCCGGGAGCUGCCCGGUGGGGUGCUGAGCUGCCUCAGGAGGGUCACACCACCGCAUGGCUGCCUCACCUUUGAGCGGUUCGUCGCGGGGCUGCGGUACUCCAUGCUCAACCCGGAGAACAGCUCCCAUUUCAGAGCCCAGGCUGCUGUCCACCCGCAGCAGGCGCCAAAGCAGCACCAGAAGCCCGCCCCGCUGUCCACAUGCAGCGUCGGGACGCGGGUUGAGAACAAGGUCCGUCCGCUGGGGCCGAGCAACGUGACCAACACCCAGCCGCACCGGUCUGCCUCCCUGCAGAGCCGGAGCAGGCCGGAGGAGGGGGCCGGGUACCCCAUGUGUGGACCGGCCCCGUACAGCGCGGGCUUCGAAAGGUCCGGGCGGAGCGUGGAGCGCAGUUCCGUGGCUCCGGGGGGCGGGUGUUACCGGGCCGAACCGGGCCAUGCCACCAAACCAGCACAGCCUCAGCAGAGCCGGGUCAGGUCCAUUGAGUCGCUUGCUCUGGAGUCAUCGCAGCUCCACGGAACAGGUGUUGUGAAAUCAGGUUUACCGAGGUCUCAGAGUGAAUCUGCAACAGGAUUUACUGGCAGCUCCAGGCGACACGGGCGGAGUCGGGAAGAGCAGAGGCGUCAUACCAUCUCCAACGGAGUGGACUAUGGAGUGUUAAAGCAAAUGAAAGAGCUGGAGCAGGAGAAGGACUCGUUGCUGGCGGGCCUGGAAGUGGUGGAGCGGGCCCGCGAGUGGUACCAGGGUCAGAUCCACAAUGUCACAGAGAGACAGCGGCAGGUUGGCCAGAGCUCCCAAUGCACGGAUUUCUUCACAGAAGCCAAUCAGAGCCGCAUGAAUGUUCUAAUACCUAAACUGCAAGAAGUCAACCGCUGCCUUAAUGACCUUAUUACCUGCCCUGGGAUGCAGCCGUUUCCUUCCAGCGCUGCUCAGACAGCAGCGCUCUCCACUAACCCUCAGCCUCCAGGUCCAGCUCCUCCACAAGCCAUCCAGAGACUGAAGGACCAGAACAGGCUUCUCACACAGGAGGUGACAGAGAGGAGCGAGCGGAUCACCCAGCUGGAGCAGGAGAAGUCUGCUUUGAUAAAACAGCUUUUCGAGGCUCGAGCCCGCAAUACGCAAGACACCAGCACCAUGGACUCCACCUUCAUCUGAGGACACUCCACCCAACACCGUAACAUCACCAUGCUCCAGCUGCGAAUCAUCCGGAGCAAAGCUUUUACCAGACUUAAGCUGACUGUUGUUUACCCACACCUGUAUUAGCAGUGAUGCACCUUUAGCCAUGACACCCUCGACUGCAGCAGCAUGUGAGCACUCCACCUCCACUCCCACCUCCACUCCAAAACCAUGCACUACCUAGAUGUGAACACUCCAGGGAGUCCAAAGACUCUGUCACUUGCUGCGUGAAUCACUCGAGCUUAAAAGACUGGAACACUUUCACGAAACCAGUCGGGUCUCAUGAGAUCCCAUCACUCCAUUUCUUGCAGGAUUACAGCAUCUGCGAGAUCUCCACUCCCACUCCCAGAGGGCUUUUUCACUUCUGCUGCUCGACUGCACAGGCAACAGAAAAAAAAAAACUAAACUUGGUGGUCCAAAUAGGACAACACGGGGGAGGGGAUUGCUUUCUGUCGGAAUAAAAUGCCAUAUUCUCACAGUUUAAUAUGAAAACAAAUCACCAGCUGCUUGCUGUGACCUAUCACUUACUUUUAAGUUUGGUACUUUGAUCGAAAUGAUAAUGAGACACACUUUGCCCACGUCUUUCAUUUCAGUAUUUCCUUCCUUUUAAUGUGUAUGAUUUGUUUACCUGACAUCUGGCUUUCUGGUUUUUUAGAGUGUUUACUUUCAAACACUGAGAGACAGGAAUUACUGAAAAAAAGAGAAGUUUUUAUAUUAUAGGAGCAUGUUUAAUGUUGAGAUGUUUUUUUUUUAAAAAUUGAAAGCAGAGAUGGGAGGACAGCUGACAAGCCAUCGAGAUGUAGAGGCGGAGAUGGAUGAGAGAAGUUAGGAAGUUUGCACGUAGAGGUGAGCUGAGGAGGAUAAUAAACAUGGUAGACGGUGAAUGUGUCGGAGCUCGAGCUCCUCGGUUGGGAGAUGUUCUGACGAAAUGAAUCAUCACUUUGGCGACCCAAUGCAACAUCCCCUGUAUGUCUUUUACAGUGGAUUCCUUGCGUGGGUCGUAUUUUCAGCUCAAAAGCAUUUAUCUUCUGAAGAGAUUUUCUGUUUGAACACCUGGAGAUUAAACGUUAGCACGGAAAAGGAAAAACACAAUUUGUCCUCGUAAGUGUCUUGUCCAGGUUGGCUUUAUACUAAAACUGUAAUAAAAAAAAACAAAAAAAAAACAGUCAACCAUCCGCAAGUUUACAAGAGAAAUGAUUAGUUAGUGGGUGGCGGUAGAUUGAAAAACAAAGACAUUGUAGUUUUAUAAUGGAUCUGUAUGGUACUGCUGGGAUGACCGCACUUAACAUAUUGUUGACGUCUGUUUCCCAUUUGUUUGAUUGUAUUGUUUCUUGCUGCUCAAACUGCAUUAUGUGUGAGUGAAACUCUUUUCCUUCUGCUUUCUAUCGAGAGAACUCAAACGAGAUGUAAAAAAAAUAAAUAAAUAAGACCAAACAAA
Molecule: messenger RNA, 3122 nt
Organism: Acanthopagrus latus (yellowfin seabream)
Lineage: Eukaryota; Metazoa; Chordata; Actinopteri; Spariformes; Sparidae
Gene: sapcd2
Product: suppressor APC domain containing 2
Exons: 6
Coding region: 242-1663 (473 amino acids)
Source: RefSeq, a predicted model, not a curated record